Messenger RNA from Alternaria conjuncta, 741 nucleotides. RefSeq lists its product as uncharacterized. NCBI's taxonomy places the organism in Eukaryota, Fungi, Ascomycota, Dothideomycetes, Pleosporales, Pleosporaceae. The transcript is spliced from 2 exons. The coding region runs from base 1 to 741 and encodes 246 amino acids. The record is from RefSeq and is a predicted model, not a curated record.
AUGCAGCUCCUCCAGAUCAUCAACAGAUCGGCGUUUCUAGCCUUGCUCUCUUCUCCAUUGUACGCACAUGCGCAAAGAUCCCAGAACGCAGAUGGGGAAGAAUUAAGCCCAUACAAUCGAAACCUGACGCUGCGUUUCUUCAAAGAUGGCCACGACGACACCUGCGACUACUACAACUCCCGCGACGCCUUGACCUUCACUACGGAUAGCAUUCCCGUUGUACAACACUGUUUCAGCCUUGCAGAUCUCUUUGGUGGAAACGCCACGCAAGGCUUUGUGAACCAGACAUCAAACCUUGGGUACAUCCCAUUUGGUGAAGCGAAUGCGGGUAUAUACUGGACGAUUCUCAACGCCGAAAAGUACGACAGAUCAGCCAACUACUCUCGCGUUCUGUACCGCUAUCAUGUAGCGAACCCAGCGGACGACAGAUACGAGCAGGGUCAUCUCACGAGUGUCUGGGUCACUAUCAAUGGAGGAGAGGACUGCUCUGAAGGCGAUCCUAACGAUGACGAAAACUUGCUGGAUUGGUUUGGGUACAACUGUUGGGGUGCUGAUGAGGGUAACUGUGGUAAUACACCUUACCCCAUAAAUAGCUUCAAUAUCUACCCUGGCGAUGCGGACAAUGAUCGCAGCUGCUGGCUGCAUUCGGAACUGGGCGCUGCUGUGCAUGGAUUCUCGUCUUCUCGGGCGAUAAUGGGAGCUUUUGCGAGUGUAUCUCUAGCUGUCUGGCUGGCCUUGUAG